Messenger RNA from Carassius carassius (crucian carp), 3751 nucleotides. Its product is annotated as PEX5-related protein-like. The record is from RefSeq and is a predicted model, not a curated record. Gene Ontology annotation, cellular component: cytosol; peroxisomal membrane. Gene Ontology annotation, biological process: protein import into peroxisome matrix, docking. Gene Ontology annotation, molecular function: protein binding. The coding region runs from base 282 to 2066 and encodes 594 amino acids. The transcript is spliced from 15 exons. NCBI's taxonomy places the organism in Eukaryota, Metazoa, Chordata, Actinopteri, Cypriniformes, Cyprinidae.
AGUGCAAAAACCCGAGGGAAAAGGAGGAUGGCCACACAGUUUUAGCCAAAUAACGCAGUGAACCAACUACCUCGAAGCUCACAGUGUAAUAUGAACGCUAGAAUCUCGAAUGCACGGUCUCGUGAAAGGUCCUGUAAGAGUAAUCCUCACGUGGACGCAGCUGGAGCAUGAAAACAUCCCAGUAACGAGACUCAGGGAUAGCACCUCUUUCUCCUUCUCGUUGACAGUUUACAGUAGCGGUGUACGAACACACGCCGGUGUUUUCAGCACUUGGACUGAAUAUGUACGGGGGACAUUCACAGGGGAAAGACUUUAGAGCGGUUGCUAUGGUGCUGAAGGAGCUACCAAGUAUGGCAUCCUCAGAUGGAAAACCCCUGCUCACCGUGACAACCAAGUUGUGUAGUGAGCAGCAAGAGAGCCGUCCGUUACUGAGCCCUUCUAUUGAUGACUUCCAGAGUGAGAGCAAGAGUGAUACAUCCACACGGCCAGUCACCUCCAACAAAGCAGUUUUGUCCACAGGACUAGACUUGGUGGACUUGAGUGAACCUUGUGAGAGAAGGUGGAGUUGGGACAGACAGAGUCCAUGUGGGUCUCGAAAGAAUGGUUUCUCUAAGAGUAGCCUUCACAAGAAGAAGACUGAAGAGAAUGAGCUGCUCCAUGUGGAGACAGAGGCAUCAACUCCCAGCUGUCCUGAAAGAGCCUUAUUAGAUUCAGUGAGCAGCUCACCCUUGGAGAAAUGGGAGGAGGUGAGCCUUCACCCAGACGGUGCCUUGAAUGGAGGGAGGAAGUUGAGAUAUGAGAGGAAGAUGUGCACCUCCAACCAUUCAUCUAGAGAGCUUUUGUGGUCUGCAGACUUUAAAAGCACGGAGUCAGACCCUGGGCCAUCCCCUCAGCGGCCCCAGCUAGGCAGUAAAUUACUGCGGAGACAACACUCAGUAGUGGAGGAGUUUGUUCGAGCCAAGGCUGCUGUGGAGUCAGACACUGAGUUCUGGGAUAAAAUGCAAGCAGAGUGGGAGGAGCUGGCACGGAGGAACUGGUUGGAGGAUGCUGACAGUGAAGGCCUGGUUCCACUCAACUUUUCACCCACUGAGAAGGGUUACUGUUUCCAUUCUAAUAACCCUUUCAAAGACUACACCGAUGCCUUUGAACUGGGGCUCCAGAAAUGCAGGGAUGGGGAUCUGAACAGUGCUGUACUACUGCUAGAAGCAUCCAUCUUACAAGACCCUCAAGACUCAGAGGCUUGGCAGGUUUUAGGUACCACACAAGCAGAGAAUGAGAAUGAGCAGGCAGCCAUUGUUUGUCUUCAGAGAUGUUUGGAGCUGUGCCCAAACAAUCUGAAGGCCCUGUUGGCCCUGGCAGUGAGCCUGACCAAUACAGGACAGCAACCGGAAGCUUGUGAGGCUCUCCACCGCUGGAUUAGAUACAACCCAAGAUACAGACAUCUACUCCGGGAUCGCAGCCCUCUAGAUCAUUUGAAAACCCCUGCUCUAGAUGGUUCCACACUGCCUCGCCGCAGAGGGUCCUUCAUAUCCCAUAUUUCAACUCUCGGAUGCUCUCAGCUGGUGGAGGUGUUGGAGCUGUAUCAGGAAGCAAUGCAGCAGAAUUCUGAAGGAGUGGACUCUGAUCUCCAGACAGGCCUUGGUGUGCUCUUCAACCUCAGCUCAGAGUUUGACAAAGCUGUCGACGCCUUUAAAACUGCACUUUCUGUCCGGCCUGAGGACUAUCUGCUGUGGAAUCGCCUUGGGGCCACGCUGGCAAAUGGGGACCGCAGUGAGGAGGCAGUAGAGGCCUACACCAGAGCUCUGGAGCUCCAGCCAGGCUUCAUCCGUUCGAGAUACAACCUCGGCAUCAGCUGCAUAAACCUAGGGGCACAUAGGGAGGCAGUGAACAACUUCCUGACAGCUCUGCACCAGCAAAAGAAGAGCAGGGGUCAUCAGGUGAUGUCCAGCAACAUCUGGGCAGCUCUGCGGAUUGCCCUCUCCCUCAUGAACCAACCAGAACUUUUCCAGGCAGCCAGCGUGGGAGAUCUGGACCUCCUAAUGAGGGCCUUUAACAUGGAUAUAUGAUCAAACUUGCACCUGUGAAAUCUAUCAUUCAUGUACUGUAGGCAUAAAGUUAGGCUUUAAUGAGUAUGGAAUGUCAAUAUGAUAUGUACAGCUAAUUUUGUUGUAUUUAUGGGCAGCCUCUGUCUUCUUCAGAGGUUAUUAAAGAGUGUGUUUAUCUCCUAUAGAGCACAAACAGAAUAGUUGAUGGGUUUUGAAAGUAGAGGAAUAAAUGUCAAAGAGAGUGAGAGCUAAAGCACCUUUUUCUUGAUGUUUGUUAUAUUUUAUAUGUUAUCAGAAAACUGUGUAUACUUUAGAAAAAUUAACCAAACCUCGUUGGGAAAUAUAGGAGGAAUAUUGUUUCGUUUGUGGAUGGGAAUUGAGUAUUAAUCCUUUCAAAAACCUAGCUGUUUAUCACGGCCAAUUCUGAAGAACUCUUUUUCAGUUUGAGUGUUUUUAAUCUGUUCAUUUUACUAUGUUAAUUUAUGUGUCUUUCCACAAGGUGGCACUGUUGUUUCGCUGAAAAGAGCAUAGCCAUAUAUCCAGUCCUCUAUUAAGCCCAGUGAGGCCAAGUGCAGUGUGUGGAAUGAUGCUAGCUGAAUUUCACUUUAGGACACUACCCUUUCAGGGUGAUCUGUGCCCAUGUGUGCAGGCAGGGCGUGUUCCCCAGGCUUCCAGCAAGACCCUUUUAAUGCUGCAUGCUCCAGGGCAUUCUGGAUCAUGGCUCGGUGGGAAGUAACUUCAAAGACUCUGCAUGAAAGGUCACAGCAAAAGCAGUAUCAUGUUGAAAGUGAGUGAGUUUAUGUAAGACCGUUAGCCCAAACAUAUAAAGGGACUAAAUACAUUCACAAAUCUAUGAACAGCGUUUUUGGCAUAUAUUUCAGUUGUUUGGCCUGGUAAGUUUGAAGUGCAAUUCAUGUGACUGAAAUUGCUCUCUCUCUAUAUAGAUAGAGCAGUUUCUAGCGAAGAAGCCAUGUGCUAGAACAGUUAAGAUUUCGGCUCCUUCAUAUACAAUUAGGCUGGAUAUUUUCGUUGAAGACAUAACUAUGCAAACCAGCAAUUUAUUUAUUGCUGAAAUUACCAAAAAAAAAAAAAAAACUAACUUUGGUGUCUUUAUAAUUUUGCUACUAUGCAUUAUGAGUAAAACUGGUGUAACAGGAGUUAGCUGAAAUAAUUGAAGGGCACUGAAUGACACACAGUAUUUAAAGACAUAAAUAGCAUUUAUUCGUCUUUAUAAUUUAGUUUGGGCAAAGACAGAUAAAUUGCUUCAUUAGAUGCACCUACAAUUUAAAUAUUACAAAUGAAAUCUGAUGAUUGCAUGUAUGAUACACAAAAGAGAUGGUCUAUUUUAACUUUAAAGUGAAUGUAACUACUAUUGAUAUACAUUUUUUGACAGACCAAAAUUCCAACACAAAUACACUAUAUAUAACAAUAUUUAAAAUCAUAUGCCAUGUAUGAACACAGUAUGCGGGCAUUGAUGACAUGUAUUGUAGUAAAUUACACUAGUUUUCCUAAGACCAGAGCUGCAGAGCAGAAUAGCAAGAGGAAAUGUAUUUAUUUAUUUGUAAAAUAGAUUCUUUCAUGGAACAGUCACAAAAUGUAUGCAUGUCUACUCAUCAUUUAUCAUCUUUUAAUCCUACAUUAACAUUAAUAUUAACAAGAUGCAUUUAUAGCCAAUUUAUUAAAGUUGUAUUUUAGAAGAACUGAAA